UGUAUAUUUACCCAUUUCCUGUUUUCCUUAGCGAGCAUAUCUGUCAAUAAAACGCUGACUAUUCAGAUAUUCUAGGAGGCAGCUUCAUUCCUAGAUGACCUAUGCUGGACCAGAGCCAAGAGGACUGACCCAGUCUCCAGAGGUUGCCCUGACUGACCCAGUCUCCAGAGGUUGUCCUAACUGACCCAGUCUCCAGAGGUUGUCCUGACUGACCCAGUCUCCAGAGGUUGUCCUGACUGACCCAGUCUCCAGAGGUUGUCCUGACUGACCCAGUCUCCAGAGGUUGUCCUAACUGACCCAGUCUCCAGAGGUUGUCCUGACUGACCCAGUCUCCAGAGGUUGCCCUGACUGACCCAGUCUCCAGAGGUUGUCCUAACUGACCCAGUCUCCAGAGGUUGUCCUGACUGACCCAGUCUCCAGAGGUUGUCCUGACUGACCCAGUCUCCAGAGGUUGUCCUGACUGACCCAGUCUCCAGAGGUUGUCCUAACUGACCCAGUCUCCAGAGGUUGUCCUGACUGACCCAGUCUCCAGAGGUUGUCCUGACUGACCCAGUCUCCAGAGGUUGUCCUGACUGACCCAGUCUCCAGAGGUUGUCCUGACUGACCCAGUCUCCAGAGGUUGUCCUGACUGACCCAGUCUCCAGAGGUUGUCCUGACUGACCCAGUCUCCAGAGGUUGUCCUAACUGAACACAGACCACACAAGCGAAGGAGAUGACCCAUCAAGGCCUAUUCCCGUAUCAGCACUGGCACAAGCAAGGCUGUAGUCCAGUCAUACCAUUUUAACUCUCUCCUGUCUCUGGUGUGAGCUGACGCAUGUCGCGGAUCAGGAGCACGCUCAACACUGUUACUAAAGCAGUAAGUGGCAGCGACCUCCUCUCCAAGAUCUCCCGCCUUAAGCCCAGUGCCGCAGCCGCCCAUGCAGAGAAGGUACUGGCCGAAGCGGAGCCUCUGACUCCAUCUCCAACCCCGGCAGCUAGUGACCCUUCAGCUGCUGCAAUAGACAUGAAGCCACCAGAGCAGGAUCAGACAGUAGGACAGGAACAGAACAAUGGAGAAGAAGGGAAGGAGAAUCAGCCACUUCAGGCUUUAGAGAAACCCUUCAUGGCCAACGCCAAGCCCAAACAGAGCCUCGCUGCGUCAGUGGCUAACUCCGCCGCAUCAGUGGCUAUAUCCACCGCUAGCUCCUCGUCAGCCAUUGCCAAGCAGACGUUACAGCUGUUCCAACCAGAGGCCCUGUCCACCAACAUGGACGAGACAUACAGCAGCCUCUCUCAACACGUCAACAACUACUUUGGGAGUUGUAGUAGUCUAUUAACAGGAGAUGACAAGAAGCCUCACCAUCUAAAUGACAAUGCUCAAGCAUCCACGUCCUCCAAGCCUGCUCUCAGUCUACGCUAUCAGAGUACUAAGAGCGGGGACCACAUCCCCGUUUCAGUACCUGUGGCAGCUGAGACCAAGGCUAUCCAGGGCAAGGCAGCUACCCCACAACCGACUCCUCCCCUGGAGGAGGUUAGCCCUGCCACAGACAGUACUUCCUCUGACCCAGUCUCCUAUACCUCCACCCCUACCCCCACCCUAACACCCUCUAAAAAAGGGGGGUUUGGGCAGUAUCUGUCUGACCCUCGUCCCAAUGUUCAGGCAUUCUUUGGCAGCUACAUAGCACCCUUGGUACCUAGUAAGUUCAGAGCUGACCCCAAGAGCGUCACAGCAGCAGUUGAAGAGAAGACCACGGAGGAGGCUGUGAGGAAGCCUGGAGAGAAGAUGGAGACUGAGGAGCAGAAGAAGAAUGCUGAAGAGGGGGCCAAUAAACUACUGCUGAGCCAGAGAGAGAAGAUCAUAGCCCGGGUGAGUAUGGACAACAGGACCAGAGCCUUGGUGCAGGGCAUCCAGAAAGCCACAGACAUGAAUAUCCACACCAGCCGUGUGGAGGAGCUUAGCCUGCAUCUUCUGGAGUACCCUGAGACACGUGGCGUGGCCGUCAAGGAGAGGGUGAUCCCGUGCCUGUUGCGUCUGAGGCAGACCAGAGACCCCCGGCUCCAGGCUGCAGUGAGAGAGGCCCUGGCCCUGGUGGGAUACACAGACCCUGUGAAGGGCCAGGGUAUACGGAUCCUGGCCAUCGAUGGAGGGGGGACCAGGGGACUGGUAGCCCUGCAGACCCUACACAAACUGCAGACACUGACGGGCAAACCCAUCUACCAGCUGUUUGACUACAUCUGUGGGGUCAGCACAGGUGCCAUCCUGGCCUUCAUGUUGGGGGUGUUCCAGAUUCCUCUGGAUGAUUGUGAGGAACUCUACAGGAAGCUGGGUUCUGAUGUGUUCAAACAGAACGUCAUCGUGGGAACCGUCAAGAUGGGCUGGAGCCACGCCUUCUACGACAGCCAGAUCUGGGAGAACAUCCUCAAGGAGAGAAUGGGAGAAGGCCUCAUGGUCGAGACAGCCCGGGAUCCAAAAUGCCCAAAGGUGUCAGCAGUGAGCACCAUAGUGAACAGGGGUCUGCCUCUGAAGGCCUAUGUGUUCAGGAACUACAGCAUGCUACCAGGGGUCCGGUCCCACUACAUAGGAGACUGUAAACACAAGAUGUGGCAGGCCAUCAGAGCCUCCUCAGCCGCCCCAGGGUACUUCCAGGAGUAUACACUGGGAAAAGACCUGCACCAGGAUGGUGGUCUCCUCAUCAACAACCCCACAGCCUUGGCCAUCCAUGAGUGUAAGCUGCUGUGGCCCAACACCCCAGUGCAGUGUGUUGUCUCCCUGGGUACGGGUCGCUAUGAGACCGGCAACAAAAACAACACCACCUCCACCAGUCUCAAAGCCAAGAUCACCAACGUCAUCAGCAGUGCCACCGACACAGAGGAGGUCCACAUCAUGCUGGACGCCCUCCUUCCACCCAACACCUACUUCCGUUUCAACCCCUACAUGAGCGAGGACAUCCCAUUGGACGAGAGCCGCCCGGAGAGGCUGACCUUCCUGCAGGAGGAAGGAACUCGCUACCUGGAGAGGAACGAAGCCAAGCUGAACAAGGCAGCGUCUGUGCUGGCUCUGGAGAAGAGCGCCAUCCAGAGGCUGGCUGAAUGGUGCAAACUGAAGGCCGACAUGUACGAGGGCUUGCCCUUCAUCUCCAAACUGUAGGGGACGUCUAGAGGUGAAAGGUCAGACAGGCUGAGAGACACUCAUUUAGACUGAUUAUGAAGAUAAUAUAGGAGCCGUAAAGGUCUGACAUGUACGAGGGCCCUUCAUCUCCAAACUGUAGGAAGAGACCUGUAGAGGUUAAAGUUCAAAAGACACUGCAGGCAGUAGCUGCUGAGAAACUCAUUUAGACUUGAAAAUAAACAUCAUGUGCUUUGAUAUGACUCCAUCAGGAGGCUGGUGGAAGAAUCUAUAGGAGGAAAGGCUCAUUGUAAUGGUCGGAAUGGAAUAAAUGGAACUGAGUCAAACGUGGUUUCCAUAUGUUUGAUACCGUUCCAUUGAUUCCAUUCCAGCCAUUACAAUGAGCCCGUCCUCCUAUAGCUCCUCCAACCAGCCUCCUCUGGACUCCAUAUCUUCUUGAUGCAGAUCAUGUGAUAUGACUGCGGUCCAUUUGAAUUUCUGCUGCUCAGGCAGGAUGUUGUUGCCUUUGACCUGUGAGAGGUGGUACAGAAGGAUCUGUUGUAGUGUUUCUGAAAGGGGUUUGGCUGGUUGGGCUGAAGGAAUCAACCUUUUGACUGGUCCUAAAUAAAGUGUCACUGUGAUGAGAGCACACAGGCCGUGUUUACACAGACAGGCCGUGUUUACACAGACAGGCCGUGUUUACACAGACAGGCCGUGUUUACACAGGCAGGCCGUGUUUACACAGGCAGGCCGUGUUUACACAGGCAGGCCGUGUUUACACAGGCAGGCCGUGUUCACAGGCAGCCCAAUUCUAAUAUUUUGCCCCCCUAAAAAUCUGAUAUUUUGCCAAUAAUUGGGCUAAAUACCUGAAUUGGGCUGCCUGUGUAAACAGCCAUAAUGGUGUGAAUGUUAGACAGGCGUAGCCAUAAUGGUGUGAAUGGUAGACAGGCGUAGCCAUAAUGGUGUGAAUGGUAGACAGGCGUAGCCAUAAUGGUGUGAAUGGUAGACAGGUGUAGCCAUAAUGGUGUGAAUGGUAGACAGGCGUAGCCAUAAUGGUGUGAAUGGUAGACAGGCGUAGCCAUAAUGGUGUGAAUGGUAGACAGGCGUAGCCAUAAUGGUGUGAAUGGUAGACAAGCGUAGCCAUAAUGGUGUGAAUGGUAGACAGGCGUAGCCAUAAUGGUGUGAAUGGUAGACAGGUGUAGCCAUAAUGGUGUGAAUGGUAGACAGGCGUAGCCAUAAUGGUGUGAAUGGUAGACAGGCGUAGCCAUAAUGGUGUGAAUGGUAGACAGGUGUAGCCAUAAUGGUGUGAAUGGUAGACAGGCGUAGCCAUAAUGGUGUGAAUGGUAGACAGGUGUAGCCAUAAUGGUGUGAAUGGUAGACAGGCGUAGCCAUAAUGGUGUGAAUGGUAGACAGGCGUAGCCAUAAUGGUGUGAAUGGUAGACAGGCGUAGCCAUAAUGGUGUGAAUGGUAGACAGGCGUAGCCAUAAUGGUGUGAAUGGUAGACAGGCGUAGCCAUUUACUGUUUUGAUUUAAGAGUGCAGGUUUUGCAGGGAAGGUGUUUUUGACAACUACCUACUUAACAUGUACUGGUAUGCCAGAGAUUCAGGGUCUGUUAUUAGCAACUCAUUCUAAUGUAAUUACUGUAAAUAUGUUGUAGGUAACUGACAUUGGUGUCACCUCAUUUAAAUGCUUCAAACUUGAACUAGGCAUGUAAAGUAGAAUGGUAUAAAACAUGUAGUUAUGCCUUUUUUCACAGAUGAAUGAAAUCAUGCACUUUGUAAAUUGUCACAUUGUUCUUAUCUUAAGAGCUCUGUAAGGGAUCAAAUGUAAAUGGUUUGAUAUGUGGUUUUGAAUCAUAUUGAAUUGAAGAGUUCAUGGUAUUAGCUUUAUAAUGAAGUUGAACCACCUAAUUCCUUUCUCCUGCAGCGGCUCUGUAGGUGGAGGGUGUAGAAUGAACAUGUGUCGUUGAAACCGGCUGUCUGUUGAAGCUGUGUCUCAUAACUACACUAUUAUACAUGAUCAUCUGAUCUGUACUGAUGUCUAUUAAAGCUGAAGUGAUAGUC
Molecule: messenger RNA, 5148 nt
Organism: Oncorhynchus kisutch (coho salmon)
Lineage: Eukaryota; Metazoa; Chordata; Actinopteri; Salmoniformes; Salmonidae
Product: calcium-independent phospholipase A2-gamma-like
Exons: 9
Coding region: 815-3127 (770 amino acids)
Biological process (GO): arachidonate metabolic process
Cellular component (GO): membrane
Source: RefSeq, a predicted model, not a curated record